AGCUGCUCUGUUCCUGUAGCCCCAUCAUCAUGCGUGAAAUCGUGCAUCUCCAAAUUGGACAAUGUGGCAACCAGAUCGGAUCAAAGUUUUGGGAAGUGAUCAGUGAAGAACAUGGGCUCAAUGCAACAGGCAUCUACGAGGGAGACAGCAACCUCCAACUGGAGAGGGUCAACGUCUACUUCAGUGAGGCACAUGGUGGUAAAUACGUUCCCAGGGCCCUGCUUGUUGACCUGGAGCCUGGUACGAUGGACAGUGUAAGGGGAAGCCGCAUCGGGGCUCUUUUUAGGCCAGACAACUUCAUCCACGGGAACUCAGGAGCUGGGAAUAACUGGGCGAAGGGCCACUACACAGAGGGAGCGGAGCUGGUGGAGCAGGUGAUCGACAGAGUGAGGAACGAGAGUGAAAGCUGUGAUUGCCUGCAGGGCUUCCAGCUGGUUCACUCCCUGGGGGGUGGCACCGGCUCUGGCAUGGGAACCCUGAUCAUCAACAAGAUCCGAGAGGAGUACCCUGACCGCAUCAUGAACACCUUCAGCGUCAUGCCCUCCCCUAAAGUCUCUGACACAGUGGUGGAACCCUACAAUGCCACCCUGUCAGUCCACCAGCUCCUGGAGAACACAGACGAGACCUUCUGCAUAGACAAUGAGGCCCUCUAUGACAUCUGUUUCCGCACGUUAAAACUGACCACGCCGACUUACGGGGACCUCAACCACUUGGUCUGCAUGACCAUGAGCGGGGUCACAACCUCUCUGAGAUUCCCCGGACAGCUCAACGCGGACCUGAGAAAGCUGGCGGUCAACAUGGUGCCUUUCCCUCGCCUCCACUUCUUCAUGCCAGGCUUUGCCCCCCUGACGCCUCGUGGCAGCCAGCAGUAUCGAGCCCUCACGGUGCCUGAGCUCACCCAGCAGAUAUUUGAUGCCCGCAACAUGAUGACGGCGUGCGACCCAAGGAGGGGGCGGUACCUCACGGUCGCUGCCAUCUUCCGUGGUCGAAUGUCCACCAAACAGGUGGAAGAACAGAUGCUUGCAAUGCAGCAGAAAAACAGCAAUUACUUUGUGGACUGGAUCCCACAUAACGUCAAGGUUGCCGUGUGUGACAUCCCACCCCGAGGCCUCAAAAUGUCCUCCACCUUCAUCGGCAACAACACAGCCAUUCAGGAGAUAUUCAAGCGUGUGGGCGAGCAGUUCUCCCUAAUGUUCAAACGGAAGGCUUUUCUCCACUGGUAUACAGGGGAAGGUAUGGAUGAAAUGGAGUUCACUGAGGCAGAGAGCAACCUCAACGAUCUGGUGUCGGAGUACCAGCAGUACCAAGACGCCACCUCUGAUCUAGAUUGGGAAGUGGAGGAGGAAGAAGUGGAGGGAACCGCAUUCCCAGCCACAGCAAUGAUUCAGUCUCAGAUGGAAGUUAAACUGGAAACAGUGACUGAAAUACACAAAGGCGCUGUGGAUGAGAAGAAGACAUAGGGCAUACAGUGUGGUGUGUCAGUUUGACACCUUGUCGGAAAGGAUAUGGAUAAUAUGUGGGAUUGUUAGUCUGAGAAGGAAAAUUUAUUUUUUAGUUUAAUUUAAAUCAAUAUGGUUGAUUUAGACAGCCUUUACUUGAUAAAAGAUGCUGUGACAUAUCUAAACAAUAGUGCUUGUUGUCUUUUAUAUAUUCUUCAAAUGACUUGUAUGCUUUGCUUUUAAGAAGUUUUUUCUUUUAUAUUAAUUACUUACAAGUUGUGGACAUUG
Messenger RNA from Etheostoma spectabile (orangethroat darter), 1727 nucleotides. RefSeq names its product tubulin, beta 1 class VI (gene tubb1). The transcript is spliced from 4 exons. Bases 30 to 1460 code for a protein of 476 amino acids. Gene Ontology annotation, biological process: microtubule-based process. Gene Ontology annotation, cellular component: microtubule. The record is from RefSeq and is a predicted model, not a curated record. Gene Ontology annotation, molecular function: structural constituent of cytoskeleton; GTPase activity; GTP binding. NCBI's taxonomy places the organism in Eukaryota, Metazoa, Chordata, Actinopteri, Perciformes, Percidae.